Molecule: messenger RNA, 1020 nt
Organism: Hyaloscypha bicolor E
Lineage: Eukaryota; Fungi; Ascomycota; Leotiomycetes; Helotiales; Hyaloscyphaceae
Product: membrane-associated proteins in eicosanoid and glutathione metabolism
Exons: 3
Coding region: 106-549 (147 amino acids)
Cellular component (GO): nuclear envelope; endoplasmic reticulum; membrane
Molecular function (GO): glutathione transferase activity; glutathione peroxidase activity
Source: RefSeq, a predicted model, not a curated record
CUUUGAGGCCACCCCUCCCUCUUUUCCCAAUCUCCAUCUCUCAACUUCAACUCUCUCUCCCCCAAUUCCUCAGCAAAUUAACCAAAUCCAAACAUCUUCAGCAGAAUGGCGACCGUAACCCUUGAUCCCGCCUAUGGAUGGGUGCUUCUCGCGGCGACCUCUACAUUCUUCCUCAAUUCAUACCACAGUAUCAACACUGGCAAUUACCGCAAAAAGGCGAAAUGCCCAUAUCCGGCUGCGUACGCACCAGCUGAUAGGACUGACGAGGACGCCCACCGUUUCAACUGCGCCCAGAGAGCUCAUGCCAACUACAUCGAAAAUCAGCCAUCAGCUGUGGCAGCUUUGUUGCUCGCCGGCCUCCGCUUUCCCAUUACUUCCGCGUUGAUGGGUGCAGGCUGGACUGUAUCGAGAUAUAUGUAUAUGGUCGGCUAUUCACAGGGAGGCGAAGGCGGCAAGGGACGUUACAAGGGGAUUUAUUUUUGGUUUUUCCAAGCUGGGCUUGCCGCCUUAGCAAGUUACAAUGGUGUGGCUUUGCUAAUGGGAUGGUAGAGUGAGGGCUGAUCCGAUUGGGAUUAUGGAUGUGGAAUCAAUUUGCAAUUGUGAAUUGCGCAUAGUGAUCCCUGGAACGGUUGGCGAUCGAGGGUUUUGCGCUGGGGAUCAAUCAACAAAUCGAAAUCAAAACGCCUGGAAAGUAUUGACAACGAAGUAUCUUUCUAUGUCUUUUCCGAAGCCUGCACCUUAAGCGCCAUACGAAAUUUGAAAGCGCAUUCUUGGGGAAACUUUGUAGUGGCAUAUUUUAGCAGAAUAUUGGCCCUUUGACUUCUGGAUUUCGUUUCCUUCAACUAUGCAGUCAAGCUUUGGUUUUUUUAAUGCGUACCUCUCUGGGAUUUUCAAGUGGACUCCUAAGGAUUUCUGGCUGGUGAUAGAAGCACUUGCGAUUUGAAGUCGCACAUUUUUGCAUGUGAUAGGAGUUUCGAGACAGAUCAGAAUUUUUUGGCCUCACUCAAAAGAAGCUUGGAG